Molecule: messenger RNA, 2114 nt
Organism: Diospyros lotus (date-plum)
Lineage: Eukaryota; Viridiplantae; Streptophyta; Magnoliopsida; Ericales; Ebenaceae
Product: isocitrate dehydrogenase [NAD] regulatory subunit 1, mitochondrial-like
Exons: 5
Coding region: 531-1664 (377 amino acids)
Biological process (GO): isocitrate metabolic process; tricarboxylic acid cycle
Cellular component (GO): mitochondrion
Molecular function (GO): isocitrate dehydrogenase (NAD+) activity
Source: RefSeq, a predicted model, not a curated record
UAUGGCGAAUUGACUCUUGGGCUGUACCGGAGACGCCGCAGCUUAUGGUGGUUUGUGCAGAAUCACAUUCUCCCUCUCAAUUGUGCUCUUUUCAUUGUUCGAGUUGACGAUACCACUCGCAGAGUCGAUCGAACGCAUCGGAGGAGUUUCAGUUUCAGUGUUGCUUAGGGUUUAGCCGGAUCAAUACCUCACCGACUGUGAGUUUGAUCUUUGCCAAUUGGAUUUGUGUUGCUCAGUUUCAUCGGAAUCUCAACGCAACACUUUGUGAUUUCGAGUUCGUGAGCUCCGUGUUGAAUUUCGCGAUCGCACGCUAUACGGCCAGCGAGUUUGGAUCGUCACGGUAAGUAGGUUUUCUGCACACUUCUGCUUCGAGAGAGAGAGGAAAGGGAGAGAAAAUCUUGAGCUAUCAUUCUCUAUCCGGCGACCUCCACCGCUUUCCAAGGCUCUUACACGGUGAAUUGUUGAGCGAUUACACUGUUUCCCUUGUUUGUUUCAAAUCGCAAGUUCACGAAACCCUAGACUCCGGACCAAUGGUUAGAAGAGCGGUGCCGAUUCUAAAACGUCUUAUUCAAUCACCGAACAAUCCGAAUACAGUACAGCUGGCAUGGGGAUCGAGGCUCGAAGCGCAGCGAUCCGUCACGUACAUGCCCCGGCCCGGGGACGGCGCUCCGAGGGCGGUGACUCUCAUUCCUGGCGAUGGAAUCGGGCCACUGGUGACCGGUGUCGUCGAGCAGGUGAUGGAGGCGAUGCACGCGCCUGUGUACUUCGAGCGGUACGAGAUCCACGGCGAUAUGAAGCGAGUGCCUCAGGAAGUGAUCGAUUCCAUCAAGAAGAACAAGGUGUGCAUCAAGGGAGGUUUGAUUACUCCCGUCGGAGGAGGCGUGAGCUCGCUCAACGUCCAGCUGCGGAAGGAGCUUGAUCUCUACGCCUCCCUCGUGCAUUGCUUCAAUUUGCCUGGUUUGCCCACGCGCCAUGAAAACGUCGACAUCGUUGUCAUUCGGGAGAACACCGAGGGGGAGUACUCCGGCCUGGAACACGAGGUAGUUCCUGGCGUCGUUGAAAGUCUCAAGGUGAUGACAAAGUUCUGCUCAGAACGCAUUGCACAAUAUGCUUUUGAGUAUGCAUACUUGAACAACAGAAAGAAAGUCAGUGCUGUGCAUAAAGCAAACAUUAUGAAGCUUGCAGAUGGUCUGUUCCUAGAAUCAUGCAGAGAGGUUGCAACCAAAUAUCCUGGAAUCAAAUACAAUGAAAUUAUUGUGGACAACUGCUGCAUGCAACUUGUUUCGAAGCCUGAGCAGUUUGAUGUCAUGGUGACACCUAAUCUUUACGGCAACCUAGUUGCAAAUACUGCUGCAGGUAUAGCUGGAGGCACAGGAGUCAUGCCUGGAGGGAAUGUUGGGGCUGAUCAUGCUGUUUUUGAGCAAGGCGCUUCGGCAGGGAACGUUGGAAAUAUGAAAUUAGUGGAGCAGAAGAAAGCAAACCCAGUGGCCUUGCUGCUCUCAUCGGCCAUGAUGCUGAGACAUCUCCAGUUUCCAUCAUUUGCCGAUCGACUAGAAACUGCCGUAAAAAGGGUUAUUUCAGAGGGCAGAUACCGGACGAAAGACCUUGGGGGAGGCAGCACCACACAAGAUGUGGCUGAUGCUGUCAUGGCAGCUUUGGACUAAGGGAUCCUUGCUGUAACUUGGUGUAUCUCUGCCGGUUUUGGGGGACUGGUGAAUAAGAGAUAAAAAGGCCAAAAAAAAAAUGCAGAAAGGAGUGUCUCGUCUCGUAGUAGCAUUUUCUUUUUACCAUUUAUUUUACUUUCUAAGUAGUGUAUUAUGAUUUAGAUUGUGGCGGUGGGUGCAUCACCACAAUUUUAAAUUAAAUUGACAAAGGUUUUAUUUCAUAAAUGAAACUAAAAAUAUAGCGUAUUAGCACAUGACAUGGGACAAUUGGGUUGGGAUAAAGAUGGAAGGCGUGCCAUUAUUGGAAAAUGACAAUUGAAAGGCCAUUGCCAUUAAUCAAUAAUUUUGGGCCCGUUUCAGCUUUUGUUUUUAUCUUGUUAAAUGGUAAAUUGUUGACGAAAGAAAUUCUAAUUCUCAUGUGAAUGGUUUAUAAUUCUCUCUUUUCCUUUC